GUUCUAUUUAAUAACUAGUCAAAUUUAAUAGUCUUGUACUUGUUUGUAUAUAAAAUGAUGGCAUAUAAGCUGAAGUAGCGCGUUUGCGAUACAGUAGAUUUAAAAUUAAAUGUAUUUGAAGCCCUACCACCGCUUCAACACAAAACCUACAAUGCCACAAGGAAGCUCUAACUAGCUAAUGAUGGACAAGAUCACCAGUUCGUCAGAGUUACCAAUCACGACUGAUGCAUUCAUAAAUGUAUCUCACAGUACUUGUACCAAGUUUGAAGGAAAUUUAAGUCCACCAAGUACCCAAGGAAAAGUUCUGGCUAAUUUGGAUCAAGCCAAGCAAAGUGUUCACCCUGAAAUACCUCCAUGGCUGCUUCAUCCUACAUUUCUAAAUCAUUCAUAUGCAACGGUAGACGUUCCGACAUACUGUGGAACCAGGUUAAAGUCUUGUGUUGAGGUGAGUGAGCCGACCAGUUUAAACGAGCUACAACCUGUCCCUGUGAGUCAGGACACGCAACAUCAUGUUGAACACCCUGUGAGUCCUCAGACUAAAGUGUGGUGGCCUGAACCUCAAGUCCACAUAGAAGUGGAAAUCGAGGAUGCGCCGAAAGAUAAGGAUGUGACUGCCAGGUUCCAUUGCCAAACUUGCGGCAAAGGUUUUCCUUCCGCUUCCUCUCUCCUCGGCCACGAACACAACCAUGUGACGCAGCAGCGGCCGUACGAGUGUGAGACGUGUUUUAAGAAGUUCGCCACCAACUCCCAUCUGACCACUCACAAACGUACACACACUGGGGAGCGCCCUUAUAUUUGUCAGGUGUGCAGAAGAUCAUUUUCCGACAGGUCAGCGUUCGUGAAGCACGAGAGGACUCACGGCCCUGACGGCACGGUCAUAAAAAGGUACAAGUGUGACAUUUGCGGAAGUCAGUUCACGGACAACUGCGGAUUAAAGAAACACAUCAGGAUCCACACAGGCGAGCGACCGUACCAGUGCGACGUCUGUGAAAAAGCCUUCUCCACCAGCUCUACGUUUGUUGCACAUCGAAGGAUACACACCGGCGAGAGACCCUACAAGUGUGAUCAGUGCGGUAAAAUGUUUGUGACAAAAUCUCAUCUGUUGACCCACGGACGAGUGCACAGUGGGGAGAAGCCGUUUGUUUGUUCCGUCUGCAACCGCAAGUUUGCCGACGGCUCGAGUUUUCGACGGCACGAGAGACUUCACACAGGCGAACAACGACACAACUGCCAAGUCUGCGGAAAGGGUUUCCCAGUCAGCGCUUCACUAGAAAAACACAUGCAGCAGAGCCAUACGUACUCGUAGCAGAUGUUGUAGUUAACUUGGUAAAUAAUAUUUGUUUAAGCUAUUUUAUUCAG
Messenger RNA from Macrosteles quadrilineatus (aster leafhopper), 1359 nucleotides. RefSeq names its product zinc finger protein 664-like. NCBI's taxonomy places the organism in Eukaryota, Metazoa, Arthropoda, Insecta, Hemiptera, Cicadellidae. The coding region runs from base 179 to 1306 and encodes 375 amino acids. Gene Ontology annotation, molecular function: RNA polymerase II cis-regulatory region sequence-specific DNA binding; DNA-binding transcription activator activity, RNA polymerase II-specific. Gene Ontology annotation, biological process: regulation of transcription by RNA polymerase II. Gene Ontology annotation, cellular component: nucleus. The record is from RefSeq and is a predicted model, not a curated record. The transcript has 7 exons.